Molecule: messenger RNA, 3128 nt
Organism: Megalops cyprinoides (Indo-Pacific tarpon)
Lineage: Eukaryota; Metazoa; Chordata; Actinopteri; Elopiformes; Megalopidae
Gene: erlin1
Product: ER lipid raft associated 1
Exons: 12
Coding region: 149-1210 (353 amino acids)
Biological process (GO): SREBP signaling pathway
Cellular component (GO): endoplasmic reticulum; endoplasmic reticulum membrane
Molecular function (GO): cholesterol binding; ubiquitin protein ligase binding
Source: RefSeq, a predicted model, not a curated record
GUGUGAUUGUCAAUUUUAGCGGCUAAACCAAUGCAGAAGUGAAAUCUGUAGGAUUAUUUGCUUUCAAAAAGACAUGGGUUGCUGGAGACCAAUUAAAUGAUAACAGGCGGAAGAGGUGUCUGCUUGUAAAUCUGGGACUGUGGCAGGGAUGAUAAUGGCUCACGUGGGAGCUGUAGUUGCUGCAGUCAUCGCGGUGUUUUCUAUGCUGCUACACUCUUCCAUACACAAGAUCGAAGAGGGACAUCUGGCUGUUUACUACAGGGGCGGGGCUUUGCUGACGACUCCAAAUGGCCCUGGCUAUCAUGUCAUGUUGCCGUUCAUCACCACCUACAGAGCCGUGCAGACAACACUUCAAACAGAUGAAAUAAAGAAUGUGCCUUGCGGAACGAGUGGCGGGGUCAUGAUCUACUUUGAUCGAAUCGAGGUGGUGAACAUGCUGGUUCCCUCUGCAGUGGUGGACAUUGUGAGGAACUACACUGCCGACUAUGACAAGACACUGAUAUUCAACAAGAUUCACCAUGAGCUCAACCAGUUCUGCAGCGUCCACACACUCCAGGAGGUCUACAUAGAAUUAUUCGACAUUAUAGAUGAGAACCUGAAGACUGCACUGCAAAAGGACCUGAAUGUCAUGGCACCAGGACUCACAAUACAGGCAGUUCGUGUCACAAAACCCAAAAUCCCAGAAGCCAUCAGAAGAAAUUUUGAGCUGAUGGAGGCGGAGAAAACCCGACUGCUCAUCACAGCGCAGACCCAGAAGGUGGUGGAGAAAGAGGCGGAGACUGAGAGGAAGAAGGCCAUCAUUGAGGCGCAGAAGGUUGCACAAGUGGCCGAGAUUCACUUCCAGCAGAAAGUGAUGGAGAAGGAGACUGAGAAGAAGAUCUCUGAGAUAGAAGACGCAGCGUUCUUGGCCAGAGAGAAGGCCAGGGCCGACGCCGAGUACUACACCGCAGCAAAGUUCGCCGAAGCCAACAGGCUGAAGUUAACCCCGGAAUACCUGGAGCUCAUGAAGUACCAGGCAAUCGCCGCCAACAGCAAGAUAUACUUUGGCCAGGACAUCCCCAACAUGUUCGUUGACAGCAGUGCGAUCCGUGGCCAGGUGCCGGGCGCGCCGGAACCCCCAGAGCUGCAGGAGUCCCUGGGCAAGGCAGAGAAGCACAGGAAAGCCGGGCGCUCAGCAGCCAGAGACUCCAGAACUGGCCCAGACCAGUGAGGACCUCUAGUGGAGAGUUUGUGUGGCACGCUUUCUACGUUUUUGUUUGUUUUCUGAUGGUACGAACGAUGAAGAAUAGCUGUGGUAGUUGUGGGGGUAGGUGGACUAGGGGAGGUGUAGGGAAUGCGGGUGUGCUUUCUUCCAAACGAAUACGCAAAGGCAAGGUCUAAACGGGCUGGCUGAGAGUGAUGAUCAAAUGAUUCAUGCCUUGCCUGGAAAUACUGCUGCCGAAAUGACGGGUGCCUGAACACCCCUGGAGCGGGUGUCAAGUUUAACCACUGUAAGAUGUAGCUGAACUGCGCUCUCUUCCUCUUUUUUAUGCAAAAAAGCUUGUUUUGCUUUGUGAGAUUUUACUGCCUCUGUUUUUUUUGCUUUCAUAAAUGCAGCAUUUCUGAUUAUUUGGCGAGGAGGGUUGAUUGGGGAAUGGCUUGUAUUUUAGCGAGCAGGGUUGAUUUGGGGAAUGGCUAGUAUUUAACGAUGCUCCUCUUUCGAGUUAACUGGAAUCUCCAGACCUCACGGUCGUUAUCAUGGGGGUUUAUCAAUGACGUGGUGGUUGCUUUCGUCAAGGUUUUUUUUUUUUUUUUGUCUUUUUUUGCUAGAGUAAUUAAAUUGAGUAUUGGAAUUCCAGUGUUGCACAUCACACAUGAAAUACAGCACAUCAUAAUGCUAUGUUCCAUAUCAAUGAUUUACAUUUAAGUUUGUUCAGCUCUGUAAUUUCUUCUGUACCAAGAAAUGGAUCAUCUGCAUCAAUAUCUCACUGGACAUGAUGCUGUGGUGGGGGGAAGGAAGCAUACAUUGAUUGUUCAGAUGUGUUUGCUGUUAGGUUUCGCAGGCACAAACGCAGGCACCGUGACUAAAUGUAAGGGAACCUGUGUUUGUUCCAAGACGGCUGAUCACAAGUCACAACACUACAGACAGGUUGAGCUGAGCUGGCACUGAAUGUUCAUUGAAAUGUGAGUUACUAUUUUAAAGUACAUUUAUGUUGAUGUAAGGCACUCCAAGUUUGAAUUAUUCAUGUUCUAAGAAGGGAUGAUUGACCUUUUAAAAGGCAUGGCGCUUCUGUUGUACAUAUGUCUGUCUGUAUCAGCUCUGAUGUAUGUAUUAACAUGUGGAAACUGCGAGGUUAAUUGGCAGAAUGGGUGUCGAGCACAAGCUGAACUCUUAGCGUUUGAGAAACUUAUUUUACUUUCAUGUUUUCCUUUCGUGGUGUGCACUGGUUUCAAGAUUGUUCUGAGGGAAAUCUUUGUUAGCUGAGAAGCUGGCAGCAGAUCACAUACUUCUGAGGAGUUAUUUUCCAGUUAUUUUAGCAAAGACUCUCAGGUACCAAGAAAGUGUUUGUAGUUGACUAUUGACCACAUCUGCCUUGAGCUGGGUGCUUGAAUUAUGGGCUCACUAUAAAUUUGUUUGUGGAAAACCAAGGGGGUUUGACCCAUUUAGUGGAGUACUUUUUUAACAUAAGGGAAACAAACAAAAUAUCUCUCCCUUUCUCUGUAAAGUCUGUGAUUGUAUAACAUAUUUUCAUAAAGAUGGCAGGGUCACACCACUGUGUGAGUUUAACAGAUGGUCUCUCUCCAUGCUGUUCAUUUAAGAAGAAAAUUUGUUUUUACAGGCCUUUACAAAGGAGUGGCAUCAUUGAAAAUGAAACGCAUUGGCAGUGAAACACUAGGGGGCGCACUUUUACUUUUGUGCGAUCUGGCUAAACAUGCAUGCACUUAAGAGGGAUGUGGCAACGUGCAUUUAGAUAUUUCGAAAUUAAUUAGUAUUUACCCUUGAGAACAACACCUCUAAUAGAAAAGAACAGUCAAUACAAUGUUGUAUUGGCUAUCAUAGAUCUCAGGAAAUACAAAGUAUAUUCCUAUAUUUGGCUGUUUUUUUUUUUUUUUUUGUUUUGGUUUUCUUUUACGACAAUUGACUGAGC